This is a messenger RNA of Xylona heveae TC161, 2256 nucleotides long. RefSeq names its product p53-like transcription factor. The transcript is spliced from 2 exons. The record is from RefSeq and is a predicted model, not a curated record. Gene Ontology annotation, cellular component: nuclear chromosome. Bases 403 to 2256 code for a protein of 617 amino acids. Gene Ontology annotation, molecular function: DNA binding; DNA-binding transcription factor activity. Lineage: Eukaryota; Fungi; Ascomycota; Xylonomycetes; Xylonales; Xylonaceae. Gene Ontology annotation, biological process: meiotic cell cycle; positive regulation of transcription by RNA polymerase II.
ACCCUUUGAACCCCCCUCCCUCUCUCCCAGACCCCAAACACCUCCCCACCCUUCCCAGGCGGGCGGGCCAACCCACGUCUGUGACGCCUCGCAAGAAGAUCGUCAGCCUCGGCGUCAUCAGGAAAGAGAGAGGAUUGAGGCGCGCAUGCAUUGCGCCGACGGCCUAUCUCAUUCAGCUUCGUGGUCCACUGUCUCCGCUUUCCCUCGUCACGCGACGAUCCUUGGGGACUGUCGCUUUUUCUAGCUACGCAUUACCUGCUUACCGCCGCCUGACUGGCUGCCUUGCGGCGGCCGUCUCCAAACAUCAGUGAUGCUUUUAAACGUUGAAAUCCCAGCGGCACCUGCAUUAGAUGGCUGAUCGCAGAAUGAGAUAUCAGUUUUCAACCCAGAUCCGGGAUCUCGAUGAGUCCAGUGAACUCAAGCAUUGGGUCCGCUUCGACCAGUCCAAGCUCAGCCGCCUCAUCGCUUGCCUUUUCGCCCUUCAUGAAUGUCUACCAACCAGGGCUGAGUGGUACCAGCAACUACUCGGCCUCACCUUCGGUCUAUUCGAACACUCCAAAUUAUUCGCAAUCGUACGCCAUGUCUGACGUUCGACCGCGAAUAUCUUCAAUACAUGGCAUUUCCGGAAUGCCUCCCCCAUCUCGUUCUCCCAGUGCAGGACAUGCGGCGUCUCCAUCGAGCUUUGCGAGUGCAAGAGAUAAUUACACCACCUCUACGCCCCAUCUGAACCGCCACACGCUGUCUCCUCGACAAACUUCUGAGGUUCUUUAUCGUUCCCCUAGGUCGCCUCAGACAAGCACUCCCCGCACGUCUGACCCUGCGAUGAUGCCUCUCUCGAGCAAUGCUGCUAACACCUUUAAUGGUGCUACCCCGGCCGGGGCGAUAGACACGCCCUCUCAGCUAGGGUUCGCUACGGCCAACCAAAGCCCUCCUUUUGGCGAUACUGUCAUUCUACACUCGAUAACUUCUGUUGAUGGUACAGCAGUGACUCCACAAAUUCAUGCGCGGAUUGAAAAAGGUUUCUUUUUUGCGGACCAUGAUUGGACAUGUUACCGGCGGAAUUACUUCUCGGUCAAUUGCUCAUAUUCCCUACGGCCGCAUUUACCUUCUGUUCCUCUCUUUCUCACUCGUUCUACCAAAACUGGCCCUGAGCCGAUCCAAGGAUUUGCAAUUUCCAUUGCGGCUGUCGUGGAUGGCCCAGGUGGAAAGUCCAUUGAGCUGGUUCAGCACACCCCAAAGAGGGACAAAGCUCCGACCAGCCGGCCUGAGCCUGUGAAAGUGGAACCUAACACUUCUGGAGUGCUUGGCAUGUUCCCCAGUUCCGGCAGCCACGCCGGUCUUCCCUUUGCAGCAUCACAUCUUACCAGCCAGUCGGAGUAUGACCAAUCAUUCACAACGCAACAUUCGGCCGCAAAUACAAGCGUCAAUUUUGAACGCAUUCAAUUCAAGAAUGCGACAGCCAAUAAUGGAAAGCGCCGCGCCGCUCAGCAAUACUACCAUUUGAUUGUGGAACUCUACGCCGAGGUUCGAGGAUCUUUAUCAUCUGAUGCCCAGUUUGUCAAGAUUGCAACUCGUAUAUCUGAAAGAAUGGUAGUGCGAGGGAGAUCGCCGGGGCAUUAUUCCGAGGAUCGUCGCACCAGCUCGAGCAGUGCCGGACCCGGCGGGGCUAGCGGAUCAGGGGAUAGCAUGGGUGGGUUGAGAAGUACCGCAAACUCGCUGACUGGCUCUCGUGGCCUGAGCACUUCGGCUUCACUUUUCGGCAACUCUGGAUCCGUUCCAGGUGGCGGAUCAUAUCGCUCCUAUACAUCCCCCAGUACGACUGACGGAACGUCUCAGUCGGUCUCCUCCUCUUCUUCCAGCAUUGACGUUUCUGCUGAGCAUUCUCUGGAGCCAAUCAUAGCUGGCGAGGAUUCUGGAGCGAUGGAUGAUUAUACCGGAUACCAUCUCUACUCCCAAGGCAUGUUUGAACCUCCGGCACAUCAGCUUCGGGUUCAUUCUGUAUUCAAGGAUGACCGCUUCAUUGAACCGUCAGCCGCCCCGUUCGAUGGUGAAGCAAUCAGAAAUCUGGGUCGAUUUAGCAGUAUUUCUGAGGCGAAGAGAUUGGAAAGAGAGGAAACCCUCGCUACCCAGCAGCCUCCAAUGUUUGGAAAUCCCUGGCCCAAUGGAAACAUUGGCGAAAGUGGCCGCGGAUGCGGGCGACUCCGCGGCGUACAGCCCAGUCGAGGAUAUUAUUCUGAUAUAUCUACGGCAUUAUAG